Messenger RNA from Oryzias latipes (Japanese medaka), 3132 nucleotides. Its product is annotated as SLAIN motif-containing protein-like. The record is from RefSeq and is a predicted model, not a curated record. Gene Ontology annotation, cellular component: microtubule plus-end. NCBI's taxonomy places the organism in Eukaryota, Metazoa, Chordata, Actinopteri, Beloniformes, Adrianichthyidae. Gene Ontology annotation, biological process: microtubule nucleation; cytoplasmic microtubule organization; positive regulation of microtubule polymerization.
UUAGCAUAAGGUGACAUCUAGCGGUUACUUUGAGGAAUUGAAGUCGUUUAUCAAGUCGUUUGUGUUUGGCGGGAGUACUGCCGCUGGGAGGCGCUAAAGAGCAGGAACAUGGAUAGGAGGAGGCGCCAGCGUCGCUCCGCUGUGUGUCUCUUCAGUGGGCUAACUAAAGUCCAUCAACAAGCUAGUUAGCGGUGCAUCGCGGUGAACGUUAUAAAACGUUCACACACAUCAGAAUUGGAUGGAGCGGCUACGUUAAUGUUCUGACGCGCCUGGAGAGUUAUCCAAAAUCCACGGACCCUUUCGGGUGGAAGUAAUUAGCUUCUUCAUUCAUGCAGCCGAUGAUGCUCUGAAUCUGAGUGGCGGGCGAGCGCAGCCGUCAGCUCACGGGGACAACACGGCUCAGUCACCGAGUGGCGCCAUGGUGGUCCCGGACAGUGCCGGUGUGGUCUCUCCGUCCGACAAUGGGGGUCCAGCACAGAGCGCCGAGUCCGGACGCAUGAUGGAGGCUGGGGACAGGGGCCAGGACCUGGCAGGGGUGGAGCUGGAAGAGGUGCGAAAGCUGCAGGAACUCGUCCGCAGGCUGGAGAUCCAGAACGAGAGCCUGCGCAACAGAGGCGGCAAGACGAGAGGCUCCAGCAGCAGCAGCAGCAACCUGAACGCUGCUCCCGGCAACGUCAACGACAGGCGGGCCUGUGAAGAGCUCACCAACUCCCAUGUCAGGUCAGAGGAGCACAGCAGCACAGACUUGGAGCUGUCGCCGCCUCAGGACAGCAGCAGCGGGGAAGAGAUGUCCCCUGUGCCCGCGGCCAACAGACUGGGGGAAGAAGAGGAUGAGGAGGGAGAUGAAGGGCAUUUUCUAACUCUGACCUGCAGCAAUGGAGGGGGGCAAAUCCUGACACCUGAGAGCCCCUCUCAAGCUAGUAAUGAAUCAGAGACGAUUGCAGAGGGUGACUCAGGAGUGGACCAAAGUGCACUGGAUGAAGUGGAUGUCCUAGAUUUGGAGGAUGGAUGCGCAGAUGCAGAAGAUGACGACAGUUGGUUGUACGUGUCUCCUAAAAAGCAAAUAGCCGAUCCAGGGCCCGACUCGCCACUGAAGUGGUGUCGCCAGGCUCUUGAUCAUCGCAGUCCAGAGACGGAAAUGGCCUGUAAGACGCUGAUCAACCGCUUGGACCAGACGUCCCGAUGGAGGAACAUGUACAGCAGCCCGUCAGAGGCUGGCCCCACCAGUUCUGGGCUGAUCUCACCUGGGUACCACAAAUCGACUAACAAAUCCCUACUAACCUGUGGCAGCGCAGGUGCAACUAGCAUGCACUCGGCUCUGAGCUCUCAGUCAUCCGUAGACAGUGAACUCAGCACAUCAGAUGACUCCAUUUCUAUGGGUUAUAAACUCCAGGAUCUCACCGAUGUCCAGAUCAUGGCUCGUCUGCAGGAGGAGAGUCUAAGGCAGGAUUGUGCCUCAGGCUCAGCAUCUGCAUCACGCCGCAGCUCCACCACCUCUCAGCAGUCGCUGCGCCGCGGCGGAACCUUCAGCGAUCAGGAAUUCGAUACUUACAGCCUGGAAGAUGACGAGGAUGGGUUCUGCUCCGCCUCCCAGCACCGGCAUCGAUACACUCCGUCACCUUUGGGUUCACCGCGUUGCCUUUCCCCCUCCACCUCCAACCACGGUCAAGAGUACAGCAGCCGGCUUGCAGCGCCACGUUCAAGAACGCCCAGGCGAUCCCUUCAGGGUCCCAGCACAGAGCUGCUCAAGUUUGCAAAAAGCGAGGAGGAACUGAGACACAGCAUGCCUAAUCUGGCUCCCCGCACCAGCCUACGCUCCCUGGAGGCAGUCAGAAACAGCCGCAGCAUGGAGGCUAACCUCCAGAGCUCUGGCAACCGCAUGUCUCACCUGUCCCACUCCCCUCCCAAAGCUCAGGGUGCGGCCUCCAGUCGUCUGCGUGGCAACGGACAGUCACCUCUCUCCCUGCGAGCUCCGGUUAAAUCCGUCCCUCCUGUGGGAUCCGGGCCUGCUGGUCGUCAGCCUUCAAGAGGUCUUCCGGUCAUACAGGCUCCACUUGCUGGAGGGCGCGGGCUCCAGUCGCCAGGAUCCGCUAACGGAGGAGGCUAUGCAGCCGGGAGGGCCUCGACCGGGUCAGCACGGCCUGCAGCGGGGCGAGGUCAGACUGUGGCUCCGGUUUCUACAAGAAGUAAACUGUCCCAGCCUUCCAGAAGGUCUUUGGGUGUAACUAAAAUCUCAGAUGAAUCCUGGAAAGACGGAUGUUACUGAGUCCUUCCUGUGAUAAACUGCUGCAACUCCUACCUGACUUCUUAAUGACAACAGCCCAGCUCUGUGUCUUCAGACGUGUUGCACAUUUCAGACUGGAGCCCUGUGCCGCACUGGAUUUGUAGUCAAUCUCUUUCCCUUGCAUGAAAGAUUGUCAACCCACACACACACAAAGAGACUAUGUAGGUGGAUGUGAUGGCACACAGGGAACGCUAUCAGUUGUAUGGACCAACCCUGAGCUUCCAGAUCAUUUCCUUGAAUCAACCUUUCUCAUUUUUAUGGUAAUUGUGAGAAAUAGCUGGAAAUUUGGGCUUUGUAUUGCUGCACUGUUGCUGUAUGACUAUGAAGACAAUUUAAAUGAAGAUAUUGCCGGUUUGUUUGUGCAACUACUUGACAACGGGGGGAAGUGCAUGCAGGGUUAUGUUGUUUUCCCGCAGCCUCGAGGCCUUUCUGACUUUCCAUGUCCCCCUAUGUCUUAAUUUGAUGUGCAAAAGUUUUUGAGUGGUUCAUUGUGAACGUUUUAUAUGUUUGUUUGUUUGUUUUUUGCUCUUUGCUUACACAGCAGAACAAUCCUUGUAAACCACACUGCCCUUGUGAAUUCUAAUAUGGAAUUAAAAAAAAGAAAAGUGGUUGUGCCAAGGUGCAUUGCAACUGCAACUCUUUAAUUCUAUGGAUACUCUUGAAGACUUAUAGGUACUCAUGUAGGAGUUUUAAUAUCGAUGUGUCUUGGUGGAUUACUUGACUUUUACAAAAAUAAAAAAACUGUCUAAUGCACAAAGACCUUUUGCCUAAGUCAGCUAUGCACCCAUGUGAAGUGUGCCUCAAAAUUAGAAACUGUAAUAAUUUCAAAUAAUAAAGCCUACCAUAAA